CCAGGGUCACUUUUAACUUGCAUUAUCAGAGGCAGAGCGUCCAGCUUGCCAAACUCUGCAGAAGGUUCCCGAUAGGCGCCAAUCUAGGAGACCAAACCGUCCGCCUGCGGUCGACCAAUCCAACCCCACCCGCGAGUCUUUUCUCUUCCAGGGACCCUCCUGGAGCCCAGGGAACCAGGCGGGGGCGAGAGGGAGCCCCCAAAGGAGCGCGACAAGCAGGUCCCGACCCGCCGGCGUUCACGCGGCGCGUCUGUUGCCCAAACCUCCCGCCGCCUGCGAGCAGUCGCCGAAUUGCCGCCCCACAGGGAGCCACUCGGCCCACAGGCAGCCCCGGCUCUCUCGCCCAGUUAAGGCUCUACAGACUGGCACUCAGGCCCGCGAGCUCGCCCACUCCUCUCAGCCCACUCCGUGGUGCUCGGGUGUCGAAGAUGUCGGCCAAGCCCGCUGUCGGCUUCGCGAACGAAGCUUCUCGGCAGAUCCUGGCCGGUGGUUCCGCUGGUCUUGUGGAAAUUUGCCUGAUGCAUCCUCUCGAUGUUGUGAAAACCAGGUUCCAGAUUCAGAGAUGUGCAACUGAUCCAAAUAGUUACAAAAGCUUAGGAGACAGCUUUCGAAUGAUUUUCCGCACAGAAGGGCUGUUCGGUUUUUACAAGGGAAUUCUGCCACCCAUCUUGGCUGAAACACCAAAAAGAGCAGUGAAGUUUUUCACCUUUGAGCAGUACAAGAAAUUGCUAGGAUAUGUGUCACUGUCACCAGCAUUGACAUUUGCCAUUGCUGGAUUGGGAUCUGGACUAACAGAAGCCAUCGUGGUCAACCCUUUUGAGGUAGUAAAAGUUGGCUUGCAAGCCAAUCGGAACACAUUUACAGAGCAACCAUCCACUAUGAGUUACGCCAGACACAUCAUUAAGAAGGAAGGCUUGGGACUCCAGGGCCUCAACAAAGGAUUUACAGCAACUUUGGGACGUCAUGGAGUUUUCAAUAUGGUUUAUUUUGGCUUCUACUACAAUGUCAAAAACAUUAUUCCUGCCAAUAAGGAUCCAACCUUGGAGUUUUUGAGGAAAUUUGGGAUUGGUCUUCUCUCGGGCACAAUAGCCUCAGUCAUUAACAUCCCUUUUGAUGUUGCCAAAAGUAGGAUUCAAGGGCCUCAGCCAGUUCCUGGAGAGAUCAAGUACAGAACCUGUUUUAAAACAAUGGCAACAGUCUAUCAGGAAGAAGGGAUUUUAGCCUUGUAUAAAGGCCUGCUUCCCAAGAUUAUGAGGCUUGGACCAGGUGGUGCGGUGAUGCUGCUGGUUUAUGAAUACACCUAUUCAUGGCUUCAGGAGAACUGGUGAUUGCCUACAGAGGAUUUUCGCCCCUUCAGAUACGGGAUAUUUGUUAUACAGCGCCAUGAAAAGGAGAGACUAUCGAUCAGCUAAGCCAAUACAAUUAUAAAUUAUAAUUAUAUAGUUAUAUACAACUAUAAAGGGUAAAACAGUUUGUUCAAGAACAAAACUUAUAUUGAUACUUUAAAAAUUAUCUCUAGACAAUUUGAGACUGUAGUUUUGGUUGUAUCCAUAAGACUGUGAGAAGAAGAAGAAUAAGAUGAAGUAAUGAGGUAUGAAACUGAAUAUAAAAAAUAGCAUAGAAAUCAGAUAUAUUUCAUAAAAGCAACAUAAAUUUUAUGACCUACACUGCUUAUACUGCUUCACAAUGAAAAUUCAUUGUAUUGAUGAUUACUUUUUCCCAAAAGGUCAAGAAAUGCUUAAAAGUUAAAAAUAAAAAGCCAAAAUUUAAACCAUUUUUAUAAGAAAUUAAAUUCUUCCAUAAAUAUGAUUUAAUUAUAUACAAGGAAAAUAUUUCUAAAGUGUACUAAAACAGCCUUUUAAAAAUUUUGUGUUAAAAUGUGAAGUUAUUGGUUUCCUUCAGUCAUAAUACAUAUCUCAGCUAUAUUUUCCUAAAUCUACUUUAUAUUUUGCACUGUUGGUUAAAGCAGGUCAUAUUUUUAAAUCAUGAUAUUUGAAGUCUUUUAUGACAAAUAUAAAACAUGAAAUUAUAUUAAACUACUUUCCUUCACAUAGGUCCCUUUGAAGACAAGUUUUAAUGCUGAAGUAUUUUCAUAUUAAAUCACAAAUUGAAACCACUCUGUGGGCCCAUUUGUGCUGUCUGUAUUUGCAUCCAAAUACCUUUGUUCAGAACUCUUACCUAUGCCAUUCUUAAAAAGAGUGUUUGGAGCAAAACUACAUUUCUAGGUUAUUAGUUUUAAGUGACAGUUUCAAGUGUGACAUCUGCCAACUGCAGUGUUAAAAUAUGUAUUACGAAGGGGCAAAUGUUUCAAAUAGAAAUACAUUCUUAGCAAUUCCAAAGAUUCCUGUACUAACACGCACUCCAAAAAAAAUCUCCUUAGCGUUGCUAUAACCAAACUUAAUUUUAUAUCUGCAUUCUGAAAUGAUGCUACUUUAGUAGCUAAAGUUAACAAAAGUAUCUGCAUGUUCUGGAUGGCAACUACUACUGUGAGGUAUUUCUACCAAGAAGCUGUGCCACUAAAACAUUUUGAAAAUAAAAAAUGAAAGAUAGCAUGGUAA
Camelus dromedarius (Arabian camel) is the source of this 2558-nucleotide messenger RNA. RefSeq names its product solute carrier family 25 member 21 (gene SLC25A21). Gene Ontology annotation, biological process: transmembrane transport. Lineage: Eukaryota; Metazoa; Chordata; Mammalia; Artiodactyla; Camelidae. The transcript is spliced from 10 exons. The record is from RefSeq and is a predicted model, not a curated record. The coding region runs from base 429 to 1328 and encodes 299 amino acids.